AUGUCCGGUUCAGUACAAUCCCUCGCUGGUGGGGAGGUCCACGAUAGUCUCAUGGAUGGCCUCCUGGAGCAGUUCAAGCGCAUGAGCGACAAACAGAUGAGCUUAUUCAGAUCCCGAAUUGACGCAGAACUCCCGGUGGAUGACUCCGCUGGGUUUACGAACAUCGAGGACAUUCCUUGUGAGAUUCCAGUCGUGCCGUCCAAGAAGGUAUCGGCUGUACCAUCGACCGCGGCACCCACUACGAUGUUUCAAUCCUCCUCGUUCUCCGCACCAGCUGAUGGACCGCCGACCAAGAGAGCGAAGCGGACUUUCGAUGAUUACCAGGGGGUGAAGCACACGCCGAGUAUCUUCGGCGGCGAUGCCAUGCCAGUUACUCAGGAGACGAAGAAGGCUGCCAACCAGUUGCGCCAGCCCUUCGUUCGACCGUCUUCUAAGACUGGCGAUGACGACCUGCCAGUGUUGCCUAGUUCCUCCCAGGCCAACUCAGGCGAUGAAGCUGCCUCCUCUUCCCAGGCUGGCUCUCAGUGGGGGUCAGACUCGUCGCAGACCGUCCCGUCUUCUCCACCUCCUUCGAGGCUGUCUACACGCAGCAAGCCGUCAGCUGCAGGCACCGCUUCGCAGUCUUCCGCUUCGUCAUCUGCAUCUGCUGUUGAGCCAGUUCGCGGCCUGCAGGCUUCCAGAUAUGCUUCGUCACCCGCGCCAUCACUUGCAUCAUCGCCGCCUCCUUCUCCGUCCCCGUCCAACCAGCAGACGUCUUCUACCAGCAGCGCUUUAGGCGCAGCUAUAGCUCCGAUGGAUCUACCUCGGAAGACGUACCAACCUAUCACCAGGCCACAAUUGCGCUCCAACAUGAAGAACUUCAGCUGUGGUGAUCACAAGGGAGCCCCAUUCUUGGAGAUGAUGCACCAGCUCUGCGCUACGCGAGACGAUUAUCUCAGAUUUCUGUAUCAUUACGGUACGAUACAACUGGGCCACGAAAGGCAAGAUUAUGACGCCAUGAACAUCGUCGCCGACUACGAAGCUGGUUCCGUAGCUAAGGGGGGUGUUGGACUCGGAAGAGACGGCGCUAGGAUAUUCCCCCCCGAAUCGUUUGUCGUCUGCUAUGGCAAAGCGCACAGGGGCACGCCAAUGCAUCUGCUGCCGCCGGAUUACAUUCGACACCAGAGAACAACACUCCCGACAACCCCGCGUCCAUGGUUCAAAGAGGCGUCCGAUAUCUGGAUGGCUCAGAAUGAACCCCCUCCUGUGCAGCAGCGGACCCAGUCGUACAGCAACUUCCAACAGUCCAUCAGCGAUCGCCCCAGGAACAAUCGUGGUUGGAACCCAAGGCCUCGCCAAGCGCUGCUCUACCAGCCGAGAUACGGUGGGCCGAGCAGCUCAAACCACUCGCUCGGCGCGAAUUCCUCUCCUGCGAACAGUCGUGAUACCUUUUCCGAGGGCUGGCGCACCGUACACGGUGCAACCGAAGAGCUUACAGACGUGAACCCUGACCGCCGCCAGUUGUUGUUGGAGGCUGGACAGCCCAGGCUACCCAGCGCUUAUACCGUAAGCAAAAGGGUGUCAAGCUCAACUCCUGCGACGGCAGAGUGCAUGGAUCUGACCAUGUGA
Molecule: messenger RNA, 1608 nt
Organism: Alternaria hordeiaustralica
Lineage: Eukaryota; Fungi; Ascomycota; Dothideomycetes; Pleosporales; Pleosporaceae
Exons: 1
Coding region: 1-1608 (535 amino acids)
Source: RefSeq, a predicted model, not a curated record